AGGGCGGGGACGCGGCCGGGCGGGCGGUCCCGAAGUCACGACUGGGUCAAGAGCGGCGGGCGGUGCCUUCUCCCGGGGAGGCGCCCGCGAAACCGGUGCCCUCGGCCGACGGGCGAGGCGUCCUCCUCGUGGCUUCUCGGAGCCUUUCCCUGGCCAGCGGCUCUUGGGGGCGGCGAGGGCGAGGGCGAGGGCGCCUGGCUCGCUGAGCCGGAGGGAGAAGUCAGGCUGCCCGGUCCUGCCUUGCUCCCCCUGGCUGGGGCUCGGGGCACCGCCUCUGCCCGGGGUCUGCUCUUCGCCGACAGAAUCCUGCCCCGUGUCGGCCCCGCCUGAGUCUAGGCCGGGGUUUUACCUCGUAGGAACGAGUACUAUCAGCGUCGGCUCCUUGGGCAACAUGGCAUCCCCUAAAUUGUGCGUGGCAGUGAUUGGGGCAGGAGCGGCUGGCCUCUGCGCCGCCCGGCACAUACUCGCCUCUCCAGACACAUUUGCUCCUCCAGUGGUGUUUGAGGCGUCUGAUCAUGUUGGAGGCACCUGGGUUUACACAGAGGAGACUGGGGAGGAUGCCAAUGGAUGGCCUAUCCAUUCCAGCAUGUACCGUGACCUGAGGACCAACUUGCCCAAGGAGGUGAUGGCAUUUCCUGAUUUCCCCUUUGAUCCUUCUUUGCCUUCCUUUCUGCACCACUCGGCUGUACUGGCCUACCUGGAGAGAUACACAGAACAUUUUGGCAUCCAAGAUCACAUCCGGUUCCGAUGGAAGGUGGACAAUGUCAGACCUGCCCCAAAGAGGAAAGAGGGUAUCCCAAGUGGCUGGGAUGUCACAGCCACACGGCAGGCACCAGCACCAAUGCGCCAGCAGCUGACAGAGCACUUUGAUGCCAUCAUGGUGUGCACUGGACAUUAUUCCAGUCCUUUUAUACCAUCCAUCCCUGGCCUGGACAGUUUCCAAGGCUGCCUUCUGCACAGCCACUCCUUCCGCCACCCAGAGCCUUUUGCUGGCUUGUCUGUGGUGCUCGUGGGUGCUGGCCCAUCCGGUGUUGACCUGGCUCUGCUGCUAUCUCCUGUGGCUGCUCGAGUGGUGCUGAGCCACCAAGGGUCGCCUGUGUGUGGGAUGCCUGGGACGGUGAUGCAGGUGCCCCCGCCCUUGAGGGUGGCAGAGGACUCGGUAGUGUUCAAGGAUGGCUCAGAGGUGCAGGCAGAUGCCUUGAUCCUUUGUACUGGCUACCAGUACCACUUUCCCUUUUUAGAUUUAGCCCAGCUGGGCUUACAGAAGACCGACUAUGGAGUAGGCCCUUUGUUCCAGCACUUGUUGCCCCCUCAGCACCCUUCACUGUUCUUCAUUGGACUAUGCCAGCAGAUCUGCCCCUUUCCUCACUUUCACUGCCAGGUGCUCUUUGCACUGGCAGUGCUGACUGGGUGCUGCCCCCUUCCGUCAGCAGCUGAGAUGGAGGCUGACGUCCAGGCUCAGCUGGACCAGUACCUGAGGAGCGGUAGACUGAGCCGGUACUUUCACCGGCUGAAAGAGCAGCAGUGGAGCUAUGCGAAAGAGCUGGCCCACCUUGCAGGCUUCCCCCCUCUCCCCCCUGCUCUCCAAGAGAUCUAUGAUGCUGCACGUGCUAACCGUGCCCUCGAUGUGGCCACUUACCGUGGCAGAAACUAUCGCCUGCUGGGACCCAAUGCCUGGGAGGUGGUGCAGGACCCCGUUCGGGAUAGAGCAAGAGACGACCAUGCACUGUGAAAUUCUUCAGCACCCAAAGGAGAGGAGAGGAGGGCUCUGUUUUCCUAUAAUUAUUACUGUCUGAGACCCGAAGAUAGCCAGAAGGGCCACGCAACCAAGAGGUACUGGCUGAAGGCACAAAAGACAAAGCCUCAUGCGUGCCCAGCCGCAUGUGCAUGUGCGCGUACACCACACACACACGCACAAACACACAGACAGAGGGGCCUGUUUGAAGCAGCAGCAACAGCUCCUGCUGGCAAGAAUUUCUGAACAAAGAUCCCACGUGGGAGAAUAAUUUGACAGAGAGGAAUGAAAAGCCAACUAAAGCAGGGGAGGAUGACUAUGGGUAUACUCAGCCCUGGGCAUCCAGUCACCUUUGGUGGCAGAGAGGAUAGGAACCUCUGCCCCUUGUCCCCGGGCCUGACAUCACACCAGCCCAGCAGCCUUCACCUACUCUUUUCUGAUCCCUUCUGGGCUGUUUCCCACUGUAACCAGCCAGACGUACUCGGGACCUCUCCUGGCUGUGAAUAGAAGAACGACCUCUCACCCUAACUGGUAUUCAGCAUGCACUGCCUCUCUGUUGAGAUGCCAUCUCCUCUACUGACAUCCCUUUUGACUUUUGAAGUUCUCUUAGCUCGUGACUCCCAGCACAGUCUCUGGCAGGAAGAAGGCACUGUGUAUACUAUGGGUAUGAAAGGAGACUGCCUCCGCCCCCUCCCCCCACUGUCUGUUUCAUAGGAUAGCCAUCCUGACCCUUGGCAUUAUUGGGGAGGUAGCAGAAAUGACGGUCAUGAACAGGCUCCGGCUUUAUUGGCUGAGCCAGGACGGUGGUGCCCAUUGGUCAGUUGAAGUGGAGGCCUCUUUGCUUCUAAAGUAAGUUUUAGCUGCUUUCAAGGGAGGACAGAAAUGUUUUCAAAAGUUGGGUUCUAAAGCAGCACAGAAUGUCUGAAGGAGCACUUUGGUCACUCUUUAAGUUCCAAGGGUUACUCCUCCCUCCACUGUAGGGCAAACUCCUCCCAUCAAACUCCUUCUCAAGCUCUACAGCCCUGCCAAGGGAUGCCAGCAGCCAGCCUUCUCUCAGGCAAGCAUUUUGGAAGCUGUGAGGCUUUGUGGUACUAAAUCAGGGGUCAAGGAACUUUUUUACCUUUUACCCCCCCUCCAAAAAAAUUUAUAUACAGCAAUACCCCACCCCCUCACAGCACCGCCCCUCUAGGCAUCCGCGGCGACACCCCCCCCCCCCCUUGCGCUCACAUGGGAACUGCUGCCACCAUCCAGACAGCCAGUUUGGAGCAGCCACGCUGCCAGGAAAGCACAUCCUUGGCGAGGGGAGGCAAACACCACAGGGCCGGCAGGGGAGAGGGGAAACUUGUGGACCCAGAUUACAUGGGCCGAUUCUAGACUCUCUGUCCCCAACAGCCAAGCUGCCAGGAGAGAAGAGGGAAGAGUGAGUUUGCCUACACUUAGACCUAGACUCACCCACCCACACCCUCAGCCUUACCGAUUGCUGGCAUGUUCUGCCCUCUCCAAUAAGUCACUCCAGAAGGACUGUAGCCAUGAAAAGGGAGAUGUCACCAGUUCUGAGAUUGUCUGGUGAGGUAAUGGCAGUGAGGAAAAACACCCUCCAGAAUGGGUGCUUUGAAGACACUGACUUGAACCUGGUGAGAAUGUGGUGGGCAACUGGGAGGUUCCACCAGGGGCGUCCAUUCCAUACAGGAAGAGCUAUCAGAGACACACCCCUCAGGGAAUGAUUGAUACACUUCUGUGUGUGCUUUGGCCAAGAUGAUGCACCUGCCUCUAGAACUGCUGAUUGUCUCUUUCAAGAUGGCUGCCAGACCACUAUCCAUGCCCUCCUGCAAGAAAUCUAUAAUAUUAAAAACCGUGGCUUUCCA
Molecule: messenger RNA, 3600 nt
Organism: Pogona vitticeps (central bearded dragon)
Lineage: Eukaryota; Metazoa; Chordata; Lepidosauria; Squamata; Agamidae
Source: RefSeq, a predicted model, not a curated record